AUGCCUUUAACCAAAGCUAGCAAAUACAGUCGCUUCAAUGUCGCGGCUUACAUGAAGGAACGUCGUUUGGCUACGGAAACGUUGGCAAAACAAAAUAAAGAGCUGAUUGCCAAGAAACAGAAGUUGGCCCGGCUGGACCAAAAGGUAGGUUUGAUAGUUUAGUUGUUAUAUUAUUAUUGAAACCUUUAACGGGUUUUCACUUUUAAGUCUGUAGCGAUAGGUUUGAUCCAUAUAGUCGUGUUUACACUAUACAAGCCUUGGCCAGACCAAGGUAAAUGCGAGGCGUUUACAUGUACAAUGGCCUUUUUGAGAUAGGCUCACGUGGCCUAGAAUUUCAGUAAAUUUAAUUAAUUUUUUAUGUGUUGUCUGGUUGUUGGCCGCUAAGCUCUCACACAUUUCCAUGGAAAUGAGGCAAAUAUUAAAGCAUAUUUCAUUAAAGGCCCAUAUUUGCCAAAAGUGUUUUAUAUUGCCACAAAGCCAGUCCUAGCCACCGGUGGUAGUGAGCCCAGAUUUCCCAGCCUAGGUCAGGCAAAAGCUAGCCCAAGGUGUGUUUAGAAUGCUGUUUUUGGGUUUUUAAUCCAAGUGUGUAUAUUACAAUUUAAGACCUGUUAACCAGGAAUGACUGCGAGAAAUAUGCAGCUGGUAGGAAUUAAGUCGAAUAGGUGAUUGGGUGUCCGGGUUGUGAUAAGGUAGACUGCAAUGAUGUUUUUUGCACUUCACUUGGUGGAAUUAAUAUUAUAAUGCUGUUUUCGGGUUUGUAAUCCAAGUGAAUAUAGAUCUAACUAGGAACGGCUGCGAGGCUACUAGGCUAGCCCAAGGCUUGUAGUAUAAACACGACUUAUUUUAUACAUAUAUCCUUUACUCCCUUAUGAAUGAUCUUACUGUUAGAAUGAAUUUAAACUCAUUGUAGAUAGCCAAGGUAGUUGAUGAAAUAGAGGAUAGAGCAGAUAUUGCUAGGCAGAUCGAGAAUGAAGGUACAUGUAGCAUUUCGAAAGCCGGGUCAACUAAUAGAAGGACAGUUGCAGUGAGAGAACAAAGAGAAGGCGUAGUGCAGAAACCCUAGAGGUAGCAAGGAAUAUUCAUGGAGGAGGGGAAAGAAGUUUGAAGGCUAGUACAUCUGGUUUGCUCGAUACACUUAAUAGAUGCUCAGAAGAUGAUCUUGUUGGUGGUAUUGGUAAAUGCAAGAAGUUGAAGGAGAAGGUGUUUCCAAAAUUAUAUAAGAAGGCAGUUGAUGAGUUUGAACAUACCAGUGAAAAUAUGUUGCGGUCUAUAGCCGUCUAUUAUAGUAAGGGGGUAAUGGGUAAGAUAAAGUAUAUGUCGGUAUAUAGGGCAUCCACCUAUAGUUAUUCGGCUCAUAAGAAGAAGGCUGUGCGUAUGACAGUUGCUAAUUGCCCCAUCCCUCGUCUUGUUCCAUACCAUAGGUUAACUGCGUAUGUCAAAACAUUGAGGUAGGUAAGCUGCAUAGUGUUCGUGAUACUCUUUGUGAUGGCUUGGAGGAUAAAGACAAGGUAAGUGGCUGUUAUCGCGAACUUGAGGAACUACUUCUCAAGUUGGCUGAGUUCUAUCUCUCCAAUGACCUGUAUGAGUUACUAACAUUCACUGAAACUAACAAAUUUCAUGUUGCUUUAGGUGGAGAUGGGGCACCUUUUGGCAAAGACGAUUCAGCAUGUGCCUGGCUUGUAAGUAUUUUAAACAUUGGUCAGGGUGUGCUAAGUUCAAACGAAAAUUUUCUUCUUUUUGGGGCUAAUUGCAGUGAGAAUUGUGUCCCUGUAACACGGUUCUUGCAAAAGUUGCUAACUGACAUAACGAGGAUUGAGAACACAACUUACACUAUUUCAUGCAACAAUGAGAUAGUAAGUGUUAAAUUUGUAAUAUCAGAAUUACCUAAUGACAUGAAAAUGCUAGCUUUUCUAGGGGGAGAACUGUCUAACAGUGCUAAGUUUUUUUCAUCUUUUGGUAAUGUCACCUUGGAGUCUGCUCGAAAAAUCACAGGUACAUUUGGCCCACUACCAUCUGACACUUGGAAGCCCUGGAAGUAUCCUGACAGACUCAAGGUGGCAAGACAGGUUGAAAGGCUCAAAUCAUCUUUAGCCAAAUCCAAGUUAUCAGUAAGUACUAAGCGGAGCAAGGUAACAUCAUUUAUUGCUGAACAAAAGAGUAGACAAGAGUUUGUCCCCAUCAUUGGCGAACUGAUUGACCGGGCGCAUGUUGACCCCCUGCACUUAAAGAAUAAUGCUUGUGCUCUAGCCCAUCGUUAUAUUCUACAUAUUGCCCUUGCAAUGGCUAAGUUACCCUCUUCAGUUAACUGUUUUUCUCAGGUUUCAUCUCUAUCUCCAUUUUUUAAGUAUGUUGAAGCAUUGCGAUCGAAAUGUUCUCUUUCAAGGUUGGCUAACAAAGUUAUAAGGUGGUUUAAUGAAACCAAUGGCACUGGUAAAGAAUUUGAUUACAGGUUCACAGGCAAAGACUCACGGAUGUUCUUGCACAAUUUUAUGUUUCUUAUAGAUAUUCUUGAGAAAGACUCCACUGGUAUGCAGUCUAAACAUCUUCAUAUUUAUGCUUUUCUUUGUCUUUGUCUUAGAGACUCAGUUUCUUUGUUUAGUCGUAUUAACAUCACAGAAAGACAGGUAAGUAUGUUAAAACAGCAUUGUUCUGACUUUGUUCGUGGUUAUACACUGUUUUUUUCGGUGAAUCCUAUCAUCUGGACUCUUGGCUAUGUUGUUCCGGUGCAUACCGUGGAGAUGAAAGGUAAGUAUGGUUUAGGUUUGGGGAUAAAUUCGAUGGAAGGGAGAGAGGCCAAGCAUAUAGCCAUUUCAAGGUAUUGUAAAAACACUGCGUACUUGUAUCGAUGGGAGCAAGUAUUUCGACAUGAGUAUAUUUCACUUAUUUGGCUUCGAGAAAAAGGUUAUAACAUCAAUAACACUUCUCUUAAUUCUAGAAAGCUCUCUUAUCUCCCAAAGCGUGUUAUUAAUGAUAGUGACGAGUAUUGCAAAUGUGGUCUGGGUAAAAUGGCGAGCACAGACAAUCAGUGCCGUUUCUGUAGCCAUGAUUUAAGGGCAAAAAUCAAGGUUAGUAUUGAGAAAGGCAAGAUUCUUGUCUAA
Molecule: messenger RNA, 3098 nt
Organism: Paramuricea clavata
Lineage: Eukaryota; Metazoa; Cnidaria; Anthozoa; Malacalcyonacea; Plexauridae
Source: the annotation of a GenBank genome assembly